AUGUCGUCAGCACCAUUCAAAGAAGAUGCUCUCAAUCGCUUUCGAAUUACUCAUUCCGAUAGGGAUCUCAAGCCAUUGAUAAGGCGAUUACACCGAUUACCACUUUUGUCAGCAUCACAAGGCGAUGGCGAUCCAGAAUCUGAGCCUGAGAAAGAUUUGGUCAGGAUGGAGUUGCUGAAAUGGAGAGCAGGGAUAGAAAGGGUUCUAGGUUCAAUAAGUAAUUUAGAAAGACAGACGGAAGCGUAUAAACGACAAAGUCAAGAGACAGUGAGCCGGACUGAGCAACUACGAAAUGCUUUAGCAAGGGAGAAAGAGGAAUUAGGGAAGAAGAGAAAAUUGAGAGAACAUCAAGUCAAAUGUGAUGAAGUAGCUAAAAGGAUAAAUGCCCGGGGAAAAACAAGAGCUGAACUUGAUGAACAAAUAUCGAGUCUCUCGACUUCAUUGGAAGAUCAUCAAGCUUCUCACGCGUUGUACCUGCAAACCACUCAAGCUAGACUAGAUACGUUCAGUCAAAUAACAAGAUUGAUUGAAGAAUGUCGAUCAUUGAAACUUCCCAUAGAUCCUUCGAGUUCAAUGGAAGAAGUGUCCGUUGAAAAGAUGGAAGUUGAUAAACCAAUAGAAGCGAUAAACCCAAAUCCAAAUGGCUCAGGAUCAAAGUUGAAUCUUUCAGCACUGGAAUUUCAACCGACACCCACAAUUUCAACUAUACCGCCACCUUUUUCCGGUCCAACGACGAACAAGUCUGCUCAGGGAAAUAGAUCAUCUGCUCCACCUCAGUCUUCUCAAAAUACCUUAAAACCACCUUCAUCUGGCCAUCUCUUGCCCUCUAGACCAAAUGCCAAUAGAUCGCCGUCGGGAUCAGCACCCAAUUCGAGUCCAAGCCCCAAUUCAGCAUCAGUCCCGCCGAUAAGACAGGGUUCGACUGGAUUACCCAAUCGUCCAUCUGCAUUGAGGAGUUCUACCACACCUGCCUUACAUGGAACAGGCUCGUUAGAGGAUGGUGAAGUAGGCCCGGAAGAAGGUGAAGUCACACCUGAAGAUAGUAGAAAGAGAGCAAGGGGAAAUGACAGUGCUAAUUCGAGAAAUACAAGGAGUAGAGCCAAGUAA
This is a messenger RNA of Kwoniella shivajii, 1107 nucleotides long. RefSeq lists its product as uncharacterized. Bases 1 to 1107 code for a protein of 368 amino acids. Gene Ontology annotation, cellular component: THO complex part of transcription export complex. The record is from RefSeq and is a predicted model, not a curated record. Gene Ontology annotation, biological process: mRNA processing. NCBI's taxonomy places the organism in Eukaryota, Fungi, Basidiomycota, Tremellomycetes, Tremellales, Cryptococcaceae. The transcript has 4 exons.